Molecule: messenger RNA, 1400 nt
Organism: Phoenix dactylifera (date palm)
Lineage: Eukaryota; Viridiplantae; Streptophyta; Magnoliopsida; Arecales; Arecaceae
Source: RefSeq, a predicted model, not a curated record
AUGGCAGAGAACUACAGAAAAACCAUAACUCGCAUUGCUGCAGCCACAUAUUUCUGGACGGAUACCAUGGAAAUCACUUUGAUCUUUGUGCUUUUGGGUUUGGCUUAUGUGGUUGGUGAGGCCAAGCCAAUCAUUAAUGUUAUGGACUAUGGGGCUGUUGGAGACGGCAGACACGAUGAUACCCAGGGGUUCUUAAGGGCUUGGGGUGUCGCUUGCUCGGACUUUAGGGUGCCCACAGUAGUUAUCCCUCCACGAAGGACAUUCCUGUUGAGCCAAAUAGAAUUUGAAGGCCCCUGCAAAUCCAGCAUCCAUGUUCAGGUUAGUGGAAAUAUUGUGGCACCUAACAAAUUGUGGACCUCUGAAUUCACCACUUGGAUCUCAUUCAGAAACAUCAACGAUCUCACUAUUGAUGGUUCUGGCCUGAUCGACGGCCAAGGUUCCAUCUGGUGGAACUGCAAAAAUAAGAAGCGAUGCGUUAAUGUUCCUUAUGCAUUUGGAAUCUCAGGCUGCAACAAUUUUCACAUGAAUGGCCUAACAAUUAUAAACAGCCCAGGAAAACACCUCACUGUAUUUAUGAGUUCAUGGGUUCAGAUUAAGGGUCUUAAAAUUAUAGCUCCAGCGGACAGCCCUAACACCGAUGGCAUAUACAUCCAAGAGUCUGAGCAUGUUGAAGUUAGUGAUACCGUCAUCAGAUCAGGAGAUGAUUGUAUAGCCAUUGGUACGGGUUCUUUGGAUGUGAACAUCACGAGGAUUUCAUGCGGCCUUGGCCAUGGCAUAAGCAUUGGAAGCUUGGGAUGGCAAAAUUCAAAUGCAAAGGUCGAGGGUGUCCACAUCUCGUACUCUAAUUUCUCUCAAACGACCAAUGGCAUGAGGAUUAAGACAUGGCAGGGAGGGUCAGGUUUUGCAAAAGGAAUCUCUUUCGAGCACAUCAAACUUGCUUCAGUUCGAAACCCUAUCAUCAUAGACCAAUUCUACUGUCCCACAAAGAACUGCAGGAAUUCGACAUCGGCUGUGAAAUUGAGUGAUGUUCGAUUUGCUGAUGUACGUGGAACCUCGUCAAGUGAGGUGGCCAUCAACCUUGCAUGCAGUGAGAGCGUUCCCUGUUCUAACGUUGUUUUGGAAAGCAUCAGCAUUGUUUUGGACAAAGUUGCCCACAGGAAUCAAAUCACCUCUUAUUGCCUCAGUGUCCAUGGGAGUAAAAUUGGUAAGGUCAUACCGGAUGUCCCAUGUUUGAAAUAAACCUAUGUUUCCUUCUCAAGUCAUCAGAAUUAGUGCUAUAUUUUGUCAAUGGUCCCAAUUAAUGGGGAUAGCAAGAUGAAUUCUCCAUCUUGUAAUUGUUGCUUCAUUCCAUGGGACCAACAAAAAGCAUCAAUAAACUUGAAUUUGCUUCCAUCUCAUCA